Molecule: messenger RNA, 561 nt
Organism: Didymodactylos carnosus
Lineage: Eukaryota; Metazoa; Rotifera; Eurotatoria; Philodinida; Philodinidae
Source: the annotation of a GenBank genome assembly
AUGUUUGGAUUAAUGAAAAUAAAUACAUCAAAUAUUGUACCUGUAUGUUUAGAAGCACAAAAUUUGAUUACUAUUGUAUUACGAUCAUUUCUCACACACAUCAGUAGUGUACUUGAUCAACAUCCAGAUCCAUAUUAUAUAGAUUCCGGUUUAGUGAAUCUAUUAUUUAUUGAAAUACUAUCGAAUGAUACCAAAAAUGCCGAUAGUGAUACUAUAUUUGUAUUACGCCGACUGUCGAUUUGUCAACGCGCUGUUGUCAAUCAAUUGAUUUCAAAAUUAUUCAAAUAUAAAACCGUUGAUCAAACAUCAUUACUAGCUGACUUUACUAGUCGAUCAAUUGAUUUUUAUAUCAAGUGGUUUGAAAACUUCAUUUGUGAUUCACAUUACACGCAAACCAAACCUAAAUAUGAUGAUUUUCAACGUCUAUUCGACGGCUGGCUACAACAUAUUAAACAAAAUCCAGCAUCCUUGUUCGAUAGUAUUCUUCAAACCAUUGAUCAAUUAUUGAGUAAACUGCCACAACCGUCAAUGUCCGAUGAACGAAUGAAAUAUAUUGUAUGA